UCGGCCUAACCCGCAAGGGGAAUCGAAAAUGAGGGCUAAGGUGGCGGAGUUAUCAAAGGGCAUCGCGACAAUUAAGGAACACUUCGAUGAAGCACGCGCCAAGAAGGAGGAGAAAGCUCGUAAGAAGUGGGAGAAGGAGCAACUAAAGGAGGAAGCUAAGCGUAGGGAAGAGGAAGGGAAACGGGAACGAGCGGAGGAAGCAGCGAGACGUGCAGCAAAGAAGAAGAAGAAAGAUGAGAAGGCCAAGAAGGAGGUCAUCGCGAGAGCCGAAAUGAAGAAAGAAGUGACACUAUACGCGGUGAAGAUGAUCUACGAAAUUAAAAAUGACUGGCUCCAUGAAUGGAAGUCGACUCUGUUACCAGGGACCACAGGCGGAACUAAAGACGUGAAGGGGAAGAAAGCGGUGGAGUUCAUCUUCGAUAAUGAUGAACGGUCGGACUACAACUCUGAAGGCAACGAGACUAGUGUUACACAAGAACUAAGUGAGAAGACGUGUAGACUUUGCCUAUCCGAGAAUAGGAAACGGGAAGAGGAUGUGAAGAUGGAGGAUAGUCCUCCAAUGGAGCUGCCAGCGAAGCGGACACCGGGAAGAUUGGGCCCCAAACCCCGCAUUCCCAACGCACGCUUGACUCGCUCGAAGAGUAUGGCGAAGGGUCCGCGCACGACGAUCCCUGCUAAGAUACGCACACCGGUGAAGAUUCCGUUGUCGAAGAUGAACAAGUCGAAGAAGACGCCUCCGACUGGGAGAUUGACUCCGGCAAGCAAAGCGCUAGCCAAAUUGCGGUUCCGCGACGCAAUCAUUAAGGAGAUUAAGGAUUGUAAUGCCGAUGAACUGCAACGUAUGUGUCGUGAGGAGGGCUUACACUACGAUGGCAAGUUGGACGCCAUCUUUUGCCUCGCUGAACACCGCGCGCAACGACACUUUGGACGGGACGGAGUCGUCAAAGAAAUCGAGGUGCGCCCAAUCGAAUUGGGAACAACGGAAGCUGAAGAACCCGUAGGGACGGAAGGGUUAUUGGAGGUACCUCUGACUCAAUGGUGAGAGUUAUGCAGAUACGCCACGAAGCUUCGAUAUUCCCAAGGUUGUACGAAUGGUCAGUGGGAGGAACUGCUAUGUCUAGUAGUUAUUCUGCUAGCCUUAAAUGAUCAGAUCUGCUGGCUUAACAGGUAUGGACUUCCCGCGUGUUAAUGAACACGUCAAGUUUCG
Molecule: messenger RNA, 1207 nt
Organism: Chara braunii
Lineage: Eukaryota; Viridiplantae; Streptophyta; Charophyceae; Charales; Characeae
Source: the annotation of a GenBank genome assembly